CAGCAGCGCGAAGCACGUCCGCCCGUGAGCGCGCCGCUGGGAGCGCGCAGGACCCGUCCCUUCUGCAGCAGCCGCGCGCAGCAGCAGCAGCAGCAGCAUCCAUCCAUCCUGCCGUGGAGGAGCCGGGAUCGUGGAGCGUCGAGAGACGGAUGAUGGACGGAGUGGGUUCGUUCGGAGCGGGCCGGACCGGGUCCACCAUCGACCCCAUCACAUUCGCCAAGCAGCCGCAGACCAUCCUGAGAGUGCUGUCGUGGAUAUUCUCCCUGGUGGUCUUCGCCUCCAUCGUAAACGAAGGCUAUUAUAACGUGGGCAGCGAGCGCCUCUACUGUGUUUUCAACAGGAACGCUGAUGCCUGUAACUAUGGAGUGUUUGUGGGGCUGGUGGGCCUGCUGGCCUGCUCCUUCUUCUUCAUGCUCGACUACAAGUUCUCCUCCAUCAGCUCUGUUAAAGACAGGAAGAAGGCGGUGAUGCUGGAGAUCGGCUUCUCAGGAUUCUGGACCUUUCUGUACUUUGUAAGCUUCUGUUUCCUGGCCAAUCAAUGGUCUCGGACCAAGAAAGAGGAUCUACCACUCAACCAAGGGGCAGACGCAGCUCGGGCGGCGAUCGCUUUCUCUUUCUUUUCCAUAAUCACCUGGGCUGGCCUAACAGCACGUGCGGUCCAGAAGUAUCUGCUCGGUACAGACAUGACCCUGUUCACCACCGAACACAUGGAUGGGGGUGCACCCACCCAGCCAUACCCCUCCAACUCUCCAGGAGGAGGCACCACUGAAACCACAGAGGCCUACCAGAGCCCACCAUUCACUGAGAACAAUGCAGCACCCACAUACCAGGUCCCCAUCUACUAGUAAAAACAAGAAAGACCUAAGGGUAAAUCAUGGAGAUGAGAGGAAAAUACGAAUGAGGGGAAAUCUGUGAUUUCUGAUGCAUUUGUGUGUAAAUUAAUCUGGGCAUAGUAGAAACAAACGAAAAAGGCCUCUUCUUCCUUUUAUCCUCCUCGUGUUCCCUGUCCUUCCAGAACAUUCCAGAUAAAUCUGCACUUUUCUAAACCUUUCGGCAGAAAAUCUUUACUUCAGAGCAGACACACGAGAAAACUAGAGGAGGAAGAGGAGCAGCAGCAGCAGGGGAGGCCACUGAGGCUACAAAAAUUAGGAUUCUGUCACAAAAGAAGGCUGUAUUCUUUACUGAAAGCAGAGCAGUAGGUGCUCUCAAUGACAGGAGGCGGCCCUCAUAUUUUAGUGAUACUCAUUUAGACGUCAAAAUCUUCCUUUCCUGCCACACACUGCUGGGAAUUUUCAGUUUUUUAGCUCCAACAGUAGUUUCCUGCUGCAGUUUAGGGUGAUCAUCUGCAUGUCUCCAAGCUUAGAGAUCAACUAAGUGCCAUACUGUACUGUGCGUUUCAGACAGUGACUUUCUUUAGUAAGUUUUCACAUGAUGUUAAAGAAAACAACAAUGUCUUGUGACUUAUAGUGCAAUAUCUCGAGCUCUUAUUGUAGGCAGACAUACACUGUAUUGUAAGUAGUCAAGUUAGCAUUGGAUUAGAUGAGCUUCAUGAAAUAUUUCAAAUUGUAUUUAAUGUUUUUUUGGCUAAUUCCCCUGUGAGCUUCAGAUCAUUUAAGCAUUUUAAUAAGAAUUUCGGUUUUCUUAUCAUUCAAUUACAUAAUUAAAAAUGCUCUAAUGGAAUAUUUCAAAGGAAGAGUUCAAUUUGUUUCCAAAUUUGUUAAGUUUAUUUCUGAUCCGUUCUUAUGGAGAGGAAAUAGUCUAAAACAUUUAUAUGUGCGAAAUACUGAUUUUUAACUUAUACAAUAUAAUUUGUGCUUAACUGUGUGUACUUGCAGUUGUGUAUUCAUAUGUAAACCUGAAUAUCAACAACUUGCAAAAUACAAUUUAUGGAUGCAAAUCACACCAACUUAAAACUAACUACGAAUUCAAAUCAGCUUCUACUCAAACUAAUUUUUAAAUACUACGAACCAAUCGCCUGAUACACACAAACAAAACCACAUUUACGUAUAGAUGAGAGAUGCAAGUGCAUGUGGAGUUUUAAGAUUCUUUUCCAGAUUUUAGGCUACAUGAUGUGUUUAAAUGCUGGUAGAAAGUUGUUUUCUUUACCACCCUUUCCUCUAAACAUAUUUACUUCUAUAGGUUUUGCUGAGCUGACAAAUAUUUAAAAAAAAAGAUCUCAGCACUUGAAGCUUACUUUUUAAAACCUAAAAAAAUAAUUAAAAUUUAUUCUUACCUGAGACGUAGAAGAGUUAUAACAUGGGUAACAGAAACGACCUCUAGCAAACUGUUUGUUAGGGAAAAAUCAGAAUAUGGACAGAAUUAAGAGGCAAGUAGAGGUGCUUAAACACCCAGUUUCUGUUAUGGUUUUUCUUUGUUUAUUUUAUGUAUUUGUCAGCAACACCAAUAAAAGGAGAAAAGUUAGAGAAAAAGAGUACUAAAAAAAAAAAAACUCUGAUUACCCAGCAUUCUACCAGCAUUCACCCUUAAUUCUGGAAAAGUGGAAAGUCUCAAAAUCCCUUGUGAAGUUUCACCUCUAAACUGUACGUAAAUGUGGUUUUAUGUGUGAAUCAGGAAACUGGUGCAUACUAUUUAAAAAUGUGAACAUUUUGAAUUUGUAGUUCAUUUUAAGCUGGUGUCAUUUCAAGUUGCAUGUGCGUAAAUUGCAUUUCGCAUUCAUAUGUUUUUGAUUUACGUGUAUGAAUGUACCGUUACAAGUACACACAGUUAUGCACAAAAUGUAUUGUAGGAGUUACAAAUCAAGUAUUAUACACACACAAAUACAAAGUUACACACAACGAAGCAGACACAAGUUACAAUUAAUUUUUGAGACUAUUUUCUCUCCAUACAUUGAUGAAACAGUCAAAUAAAUUAAAAAUAGGGGUGUGUAUGAGCAAGAGUCAGGCGACACGAUACAUAUCCUGAUACGCGUCUUAAGACACUGAAGGACGUUCAUAAAUAAUUAAUUAAAUAUAAUCUUGUCAGCAUUUUAAAUCGAUGCAAGUAUCACUGACAAAGUAUCGUGAUAUAUCGCUGAAUCAAUUAUUUUCUACACCCUUAAUAAAGAAACUGACUCUGACUUUCAAAACUUUUCCAUUGUAAUUUAUGAUGGGUUGUUUUGGAAUUAUUUUGUGUGAAGUGGAGAGAGUGAGACCCCAUAACACCCAGAAGAAUUAGGUCCCUUUAUAUUUAAAAAAAAAAAAAAAGCUGCCAAACUGCCCUGCGCUCUUCUUACCGUCUUCUUUCGUUAAUACGACUUUCAGGAGGAACAACAACACGAGCUUUUACAAAAGAGCCGGUCGCUGUCAGAUUCUGUUAAGUCUCAGGCAAAAGAAAAGUCGAGGGUUGCUAGCUGGCUAACUCCUGAAUCCUGCCUUCGCUAAGGAGGGGCUGGGUCCUAAUUAGUUGCCAAGGUGACAGGGGGUGGGGCUGGACGGAAGUGGGUCAAGGAUGACCCAAAUGUAGAUAGCAACAAUGCCAACUAUGUCAGUGUGUAGCAGUGUCUGUGUGUUGUGGUACACCGUCAGUGAACAUGUCAUUCUGGUACAGGCGUAUGUGUGCACCUUGAGUGAUGCAAAGGGAUGUGUGUUAUUGUGUGUGUGCGGAUAACUUCAGUUUGUUAUUUAAGAUGGACGUGUAAAGUAGGUCGAUCACAAUUCUGUUCCAGCAUUUAUUAAUGUCCUCCAAAAUUGAAAAAUUAUAUAUAUAAAUAUACCCCAGCUACAUGUAUAAUCAGUUUUAUCUGUAAUGUGAUGUUUGAAGAGGAGUGUUUUUAGGAAGAAGGACUCAAAUAUGGAGGUUAAAAGGUUUUUUCUCCUGUAAGGGGUCCAAUGGGAACUGUUACACAUCAGAGACGGCUCUUGGGUUUUGUAACAAUGCAUGAAUAUAUUAGAUUUUAAAAAAGUAUAUGCCAUUUGCAACUCCAGGAUCUGUUGCGGAAGCUCAAAAAUGUUGGUGCGACUCCCAAACUUUUCUUUCCUCAUCCCUGUGAUCACCCGAGUCCGUGCACGCCUGGGUAACCAUACAAUGACGUAUUAUGCACCAAAACAAACUGGAUUCAUGUGAACCUGCAAGAGUAAAUGUUGAUUUAUAGACAGGUUUUAAGAUAUAAAUAAUAAAAAAUUAGAGUUAAAAAUACAAUUUUCUUUAGAUAUUUAUUUUUUAUGAAUACUGUCUUUUAUUUCCAUACAAAUUAUUUUUUUGUAUCUGCCGACACCUUAUGUCCAUUUUCUUCAGUGCUUUGAAGAGCAACUUAUCUUGUUACACAAUUACACAAGGAUAUUUACUCGUUAUGUUUUUUUUUGUUUUGUUUUUUUUUUCGGGUGCUUUCAGCCAAUAAAUACAAGAUGUGAUCCGUAAAUUUCUUUGCAUAAAUUGGUAAAUUUUAAGCAAAGUUCAUAAAGCAAUUUUUUACCCAUAAUCCAUAAAGGGCAGUUCCAUUCAUGGCAUGCUUUAGAAACUAGAAGUGAAGAACCGCUAUUGUCCAUAAAGUUUUUUGUUUUUGAAGAGAGUCGCUGGUUGUAUUCAAUACUCUAUUAGGUAGCUUGGGUGCUUGAGUAUUCUAGUUCUCAGUGUUUCAGUCUCUUCUUGAGUCGGUGUGGUAGAGUGAAAUUAAAUAUUCGGGCAUCUUCUGGCCCACGUACACUGCCGUGGUUUUGGUCGACUGUAAAUCGGUAUGUUUAUUCAGUAAAUGAGUGUGUGUGUGUGUGUGUGAUUCUGUCUAGGGUUUGUCAAAAUCAAGAAAAUAUCAGCAACAUUUAUCUAGAAAGCAUUUGUUGGUUAAUCCCUUUUGGAGCAAUUCUAACAGAAACCAUAGUGCUCAUUCUGUUUUGUAAGACCGAGUAAAUACAUCAGUGUUGUAUUUAGUCAUGCAGGUGCCAUCAGUGAUGUGGUUUUUUCAGAAAAUACAUUGCAUGGAUGUUACGAUACACGAGCGCCCUUUCAACAUACCCCACCUGAUACUGAAAUUCAAAAUAAAAUCCCCAUUAACUAAUGAAGAAAUGAAGAUUUGUAGUGUUCUCCCAUUAACACCGGUUUUAUUUUUUUGCUUUUAUUUCGGAAGGUGUUUGGGCUCUUCAUUGUAAACUUGCUGUGUACAGAGAUGUGUGUUUCUGUCUAUUACCUGAAUGUCUCUGGACUGCAGUCUGACCGUCACACCAAUAAAGACAAAAACAUGUUUUGGA
Molecule: messenger RNA, 5180 nt
Organism: Oryzias melastigma (Indian medaka)
Lineage: Eukaryota; Metazoa; Chordata; Actinopteri; Beloniformes; Adrianichthyidae
Gene: syngr3a
Product: synaptogyrin 3a
Exons: 4
Coding region: 150-845 (231 amino acids)
Cellular component (GO): synaptic vesicle membrane; neuromuscular junction
Source: RefSeq, a predicted model, not a curated record